AUGUCUUCAAUAAUCGGCAACCAUGACUACCCGGGAUACGAGGCCGUAGGCGACGUGUUCAACAUGAGCGCAGCCACCUCCUUCGCCGCCCGAGAUGCAAUUAUCGUUACGACAUCAGGGCAGAUGGGAGCAUCCGAUGAGGAAUCGUCAUCCAACACAAGUAAAACAGCCAGCAACGAGUGUCAGGGUGAUCAUGCAAAUCAAUUCGAGAUUGCUUUGAAGAAGAUCGAGAGAUCUCUUGCAGCAGCACAACCUAAGCGUUCACCUCGUCAGCUCUGGGAGGGUGUCUUUGCCGUCAGAAGCUUCCAUGUCGGCGAAGUGCCUGACGAGGUCCAACUGGAAAUUGCAGCAGUUGCGAGGCGAUACUGGGGCAAGAACAAGCCAGCGUGGGUCGCUAUCGGAGUCGCCUCGCUCUUUUCGCCAGUGGCGUUGGUCGAAAUCCAGGUUCAAGCAGCGUAUAGCAAGGACUGA
Cyphellophora attinorum is the source of this 471-nucleotide messenger RNA. RefSeq lists its product as uncharacterized. NCBI's taxonomy places the organism in Eukaryota, Fungi, Ascomycota, Eurotiomycetes, Chaetothyriales, Cyphellophoraceae. The record is from RefSeq and is a predicted model, not a curated record. The coding region runs from base 1 to 471 and encodes 156 amino acids. The transcript has a single exon.